Molecule: messenger RNA, 801 nt
Organism: Linum trigynum
Lineage: Eukaryota; Viridiplantae; Streptophyta; Magnoliopsida; Malpighiales; Linaceae
Source: the annotation of a GenBank genome assembly
AUGAUAUUUGUGUAUGAUGUAGUUGAAAGUUCCAAUCUUGGUGAAUGUACAGGAUCCGAAAGUCUUAGAUCAAGAAGCCUUGGUCUAUCCAAAAGGGAGUUACGGUUACCAUCUCCCCAGGAUGGAUCUGCUGUAAAUAUAGCAGCUCAUAUUUUCACUUUUCGGGAGCUUGCUACCGCCACAAAGAAUUUCAAGCCAGAGUCUUUCCUAGGAGAAGGUGGCUUUGGUCGUGUGUAUAAAGGGCGUCUUGAGACCAUUGGUAAGGUUGUGGCUGUGAAGCAAUUAGAUAGAAAUGGCCUGCAAGGGAAUAGAGAAUUUUUGGUGGAGGUUCUAAUGCUUAGUCUUUUACACCAUCCCAAUCUCGUGAGCCUGAUUGGUUAUUGUGCUGAUGGUGAUCAGCGUCUGCUUGUCUAUGAGUUCAUGCCCUUCGGUUCGCUUGAAGAUCAUCUUCAUGAUCUUCCACCUGAGAAGGAACCUUUAGAUUGGAACACUCGAAUGAUCAAGAUAGCAGCAGGAGCAGCCAAAGGGUUGGAGUAUCUCCAUGACAAGGCGGCCCCUCCGAUGAUUCACCGUGACUUCAAGUCGUCGAACAUCCUUCUACAUGAAGGAUUCCAUCCUAAGCUAUCUGAUUUUGGGCUAGCAAAGCUGGGCCCCACUGGUGACAAGUCACACGUCUCCACCCGAGUGAUGGGCACAUACGGUUACCGUGCUGCUGAAUAUGCCAUGACUGGUCAACUGACUAUCAAAUCCGACGUGUACACCUUUGGAAUAGUCUUCCUUGAGCUUAUCACUGGACGUUAA